AUGGCAUCUUAUAUGAGCGACUCAUCUCCCCCGCCGGCUCAGCCCAAGACUAGAGCCGAGCGACGUACUUCAUGGGGCAUAAGCCUCGGAUCGCGUUCGUCACCUCGUGCCGACAGCUACGGCCAUGCCCACUCACGGUCGCACUCGGGAUCCGUGUCAGGCCCAACUCCACAGACCAUCCCGGAACACCCGGCAUCUCCGACUCCACCACCUCAACUACCCCAGACCUCACGUACAUCCCCAUUUGAUACCUUGACUCAGGGUAGUGAUGAUCAAGCUUCGGCCUGGGCCCCACCGCGGCCCCAUACGCCGCCCCAGCAGUCUGCCGGGCCUCCCGGAGACAGUGAUUCGGAGCCGGUGUCCCCCGUCUCGGACACACACUCCAUAUCAACGACGCCCCGGUUCCAAGCUAAGGACACGCCCGGCGACGACUAUUCCGCGGGAGGUGACCUCCAGGUUCCUAGACCCAUCAGCAAGACCCAGCCGUCAUGGGACCCCUUCACGGGCACACCCUUGGUGGAAGAGGAGGGGUUCGAGAUGGGACAGUCCACGGAUCCGAGCCCUCCUGCGUCUCAUGCAGGUCAAGGUCAGGGUCAAGCUCCUCCUCCUCCUCCUUCUCAAGCCACACACACUAUCGCCGCUGUAAGACCACGUGCAAACACGGCUGAUGACCCGUAUGACGACUGGGUCGUUGUGUCGCCGCAGUCGCCUCCUUCUGGUCAGAUCCACGUGGUAUCUCCUCAGUCACCGCCACAGGCGCUGCGUUCGUUCGAGCCUACCGAAUCGAGCAGAGAAGUUGAUGAGGAUGAUCAUGAUUUGACUCAUGGUUCUAGUUCAACGGGUCUUUUUAUUGUGCAGCCGAGUCAUCAGUUGCAGCCGGUUCAACAGCAGUCGGUCCAGCAGCAGCCGAUACAGCAGCCGCAACAGCAACAACAGACCAUAAACCAUCUGCCAUCACAGCAGACUUCUCCCCAGCGCCAAUCUUCCUUUGUUGGCCUCCCGCCCAUCAGGCGAAGUUCUACAUUCGGCAUCAAUCUGACCAAGCGGGCGAAGAAACGCUUUCCCUUGGACGAAGACGAUGAUAACAAUUUCGUUUCCUCUCCGGUCACCACGACAAAUGACCAACAUGGCAACGAUGGCGGCUCUUCAUCCCGAUUCCAUCAAGGGGAACCUAGCUGGUCUGCACAGUCUGCGCAACCCAUGCGCGUCGACACUGGGCCAUCGCGCUUCCGCAAAGACAGCAACAUGUCACACAACGUCCUUUCGGCAACAUCAACGCAGGCGGCCACGCUAGCGACCGAGAGCAGUGGGAUGACUGGGCAGGAUCUAAGAAUCGACGACGAAAAGAGACCUCUUGGGCCGGGAGUAGCAAUGAAGGGCGCCGGCCGUGUACCAGGACCCAUUGACACAAGAGCAGCGAUGGAACAGAAUGAGGGUCGAACGAGCGGUCCACCCUUUGGCCCUGGUUUGCCUCCUCACCAAGGGAUAAUGUCCCCAACUUUCGGAGGCAACCCGAUCCAUCACCUCCCUCCACAAGGCCCAUGGAAGCUCGAGGAGUCGCAUUUGUCUGAGCCACUGGCAACCAGCAGAAACCGGCAGUCAGGAGGAUCUCUGUCACCUCACCAGCAAACCUCCUUCGGGAUCGAUAAAGAGACUGGUGUGCCUUCGACGGCGGCCCAACGACCCGAGACGCAGUUGCCGCCUAGGCAGAAGUUCUCUGAAGUGCCUCCAUCAUCAGCACAGCGUUAUCCUGGCUUAUUCACCCCGCAAGCAGGAUUUCAGAACCCCAGCUCACCCACAGGGCCACGAGGCUCGGAAGACCUCGGUCAGCAUUUCUACAACCGCGAUUCUGCCUCGCUGUACAGGACACAGACGGGUGACUCCGAAGUCAGCGGCUUCGACCCCUCAGUAGAUGAGGAGCGUGGGCGCAGGCGAAGCUCUGGCUUCUUCAAAGAAAUCGGAGGUCGCAUCUCGCGUCACACCUCGCGGGAACGGCCAGCGUCCAAGGCCGAGAGUGGAGCGCCAAGCUACAUGGCCGGUCCAGACGUGCGAGGAGAUGCCGUGUCCGAGGCGAGUGUUGCCACAGGAGAGCUUCAAGACCGCCAGAGACGACGUUCAAGCUUUUUCCUCAAUUUACGGGGUUCCAAACCUUCCGAUGUUGGAGGCCCCCAGGGUCGCGAUGGUGGUGAAGUGAUCACGCCGUCGCCAAAGGCGAGUCCGAACCCGGGGGGUCCGUCCCAGGUCCAGCCACCACCGGGAGGGCCUGCGGAGAGAAAACGGUCGUUCUUCGGUCCAGGUGCUGAUCAAUCCGCCAAUCUCCCAAUGCCCAACCUGUCUCGUUCGUCAACGUCCACUGCUGGAUAUGAAGUAGCAGGCGGAGCAAUGGGCCCUCCCAAGAAGAGGUUCUCUGGCUUUACGAGCAAGGUGUUCCCUCGUAGUUCGAGUCAGCAGGAUUUACAGGUGCCACAGAAACCUAGCACAUCUCAUUCUUCUACAACUUCGACCAUGUUUGGUCGUCCGCCAAGCACGCAAGGAAGUCAACCUGGCAAACCUAGCCCCCUAGCCGCGCAGGGGAGAGAGAGGAGCAACACCACUGGUACAAAUCAACUUUUCGCACAGGAAACCCUGGUGAAUAAGCCACUAGGUAACGUCGAAAAUGACGAGCGAGGCAGGAGAAGCUCAGCAGGCGGGUUUCUCUCUGGACUCUUUGGCAAACGCGCUGCCAAUAGGACAAUCGAGGCGCAGCAUGGACUCCCUCAAGCACAAGACCAGAACGCAAGUGUCCCGGCACAGUUCAGAGUGCAGCAGCAUCCCGGUCAACAGGCAGCGCCGUCAAACCUCGAGCCAAGGCGCGAGGAUGAAGGUCAGCCACCGAUGCGAAGUCCGCCUCAGGGGUUCGGUUCGCAGCAACAGCAAGAGUCACCUCGCUUCCAAGGCUUUUCUAUGCACCCGGGAGCUGGCGCACGCCUUCGGUCUCAGCCUCAGCCUCAGUCCCAGCCCCAGGGACCUGAACUGCAUCAAAGAAAGUCCAAUGGGUCUUUCCUACCCUCUCCUCAACCGUCGCAGCAAUUUGAUACAGUGACAGAUCAACAGAGAAGAAGUUCCGCUGUGGAAGAAGCGCGAGCACGACCGGUGUCUGACUUGCAGAGCGAACGCCGUGAAGCUCCUAUCGCGGCUGGCCGCGAAGCCCCGCACGAUGAAUUUGUCUCACGGAGAAAGUCCAGUCAGAUGUUGAGUAUGGAGUCGAAUCCUUCGCAAUCCAUUGAUACUCCGGCGCCCCCAUCACAGAGAGAGCAACCAUUGCCGGGACGUCGCCAUCUCACUGAGCAGAGACAGCCUUCUCUAUCAUUUCUGCAGGCAGAGGAGCAACUCUCGCGCCCUGAGCAGUCAGAAGACCAGACUGAAACCCACUGGGUUCCUCCCGGAUUCUCGGCCGAGCCAACGCCGGAGCCAUCAAUCAGACACAGCUACGGACGUGAGAACUCGCCGGGGCCCCAGACACCGCCUCUGGGCCAGGGGCAAGGCGCCAAUCACCAACAGGCUCUCGGUGUCCAGAAGUCUGGCCACGCCAGGCGAAUCUCGGAGCAAUCUGCGUCGUUGCUGUCUCCCUCCUCCAACUUCAGGGCACAAUCUCCCAAUGGGGUGGUUGGCCAGUCCGAUACCUCGCAACAGUCCUCGAUAUCGAACUCGCCCAAACCGGCGGCUGUGACUCAGAUGCCGGCUCCGAGGUCACCUGUGGUCUCUGAAAGCAGAGUGCCUCCGCCCGAGUCGUCUCAGGGGCGUUCACAGCCUGGUAGACCUGCCAACAUGCAGCAACCUGAUGGAAUGGGUCAGCAAAUGCCAGGACUCGCUUCUCCAGGACGUCCUCAGCAGCAGCAGCAGCAGCAGCAGCAGUAUUCUCAGCACUCUCAGCAGCCUCAGCAGCCUCUCCAACCUCAACCUCAACCUCAACAGCAACAGCAACAGCAACAGCACCCACAUCAAUCUCAGCAUCAGCACCAGAGCUUUGAUCAUGAAAACAGACCUCCAGCUCAAUUCUCUCAAGCAUUUCCCCCACCGAAUCAACGUUCUUCGCUCCCUUUCCCCCAAAGCCACGGCAUGCAGUCUGGAGGUCAAGACUCCGGUGUUGAUGGUCAACAGAACCCAGUGUCCAAGUGGUUCAAGAAUAGGACAUCAACGCAACCACAGCCUCGGCCUAACCCAGGUCCCCCGAAAGAGUCGACAACUAAGUCUAUUUUCAAUGCGUUUAAGCGAUCAUCCAAGCAGCCAGAACCUCGGCCACAACAACAGAUACAUCCAAGCCAGGUUCAACAGUCGCAGCCGCAGCCGCAGCCGCAGCAGUCUCACAAGAGCCAGGGCCAGCAAAGGAUGCCGCCAGCCAUUCCGUUGUCACAGAGAAGUCAUCUGCCACAACAAGGACCUCAUCACAUGUACCAAGAACAGCGCCCAUCCAUGGGUUCCUUUGAGCAAGGGCCUCCCCCUCAACGCGACAUGGCUGGCAGAACCCCCGAAGCGAUGCAGCAGAAUAAUGGAAGAUUCUCAAGCCAACAGGACGUACCUUUCGAACCUGUCAUGACUCGGGCAAUUCCGAACGGUCCUGGGCCAAGUGGAAGCGUACGCUCCAACCCUCAACCUUUCGUUGAACCUCAGUACGACCAAGUCCCUAUUCCACAAGGAUAUGCUGCCGUUCACGGUGAAGGAGGCGUAGCGCCAUCCCCCUACGCCCUCUCACGUACCUCACCACCGGUUCAGUAUCCUGCCUACCAUUCACCGCAGGUGCCACAAUGGGGUCAGCCUCCUGUUGCCCAGAGACAUCCGUCCGAAAUAUCAAUGUACAGCCACCCCAGCCCUCCCAUACAGCAAGGACAGCAGCUGCUUCACAGCCACCCACAAGGAGGUGCAUGGCCCGAGGGCGACCGGCGCGUGAGCAUGGCCUCGCACCAGUCCAACAUCUCACAUGCCAGCCAUAGCACGCAGGCGGCCCAUGCCGGUCCGCAGGGUGACGUGCCAAUUCCCAAUCAGCAACAUCAGCCACAACAAGACCCGAGAGGCAUACGGUUAGUGAACCAAAAUGACAGCCGUAUCGCGGGUCCGGACCCGCAGUUUGGUCAGCAAACCAUGCCGCCGGCGCAAGAGCCUCAACAGCAACGAUACUCCCUUGUUGAUGCGGCGGCUCUAGCCGCAGCAUCUCCCCAGAUACAGCAUAGUAAUAGUAGAGAGGCUCAGGGAGAGCAACAGACCAACUCUGCUGCAGGGCAAACGUAUGCCAACAGUGUGGCCCGAACCGCAAAGGAGAACAAGCCUUCAUCUCCCCAUCCUCAGGAGCACACUCAGCAGACGCAAGGCCUUGCAAUCGAUGAUGGUAGUAUGAUGGGGAACAACUCUCGUAGCAUUUCCGACGGCAAGCAAGGGCCGGCGCAGAACAUCAUAUCGUCUGAACCGCCCGCGCCCGCGCCAGCGCCAGCGCCCACGGCACCUCGCCUCAGCGUCAACGUGCAGCAAGCAAACCAAGAACCCAAGGACAACAAUGACCUCUACGAAUCCACACCACGUCUGCCCUCCAAUCCUUCCCAGUCGACGGUAGCACAGCCCAUAGUUGCCUCAAACACGGGCCACAGCAUGGUCAGCGACAGCUCUGCCGACGAAGCGCCCAGAAACGCCAGCCACGCCAAUGGCAGCGCUGGCGGCGGCGCCGCCGCCGCCUCGACUACCCUAGCGAGGGGCAAGAGCACGCGAGCCGAGCUGGAGGAUACGGAAGACGAACGUCAGAGGACCAUGCGGCGCGAGGCCCAGGAGGAGAAGAUCCUGGUCGACCCGUACGAAGAGCUGUCGUCAGGAGGGGUCAAGUAUAGGAAGGAAGAGGAGCCGGCGGAUGUGCCCCAGAUGAGCGCGACGAGUUACCCCGGCCAGGAGUGGAAUCCCUACGGAGCUGGCGGGUACGAAGAUUGGGAUUGA
Molecule: messenger RNA, 5955 nt
Organism: Colletotrichum fioriniae
Lineage: Eukaryota; Fungi; Ascomycota; Sordariomycetes; Glomerellales; Glomerellaceae
Source: RefSeq, a predicted model, not a curated record